AUUGUCAAAAUUUUUGAGAAGUCUCUUACGUCAGGUUGAUCUCAUCGAAAUUAAUGUGAAUUUCGAGAAGAAAUUGCAUGCAAAUCACUGUAAAUCAAUAAAUCCUCAUCGUAUAAUAAGGUGUCUAAAGUUAUAAGUCGGAAAAGUUCAAAUAACGCGCAAACUUUGAACUCGCAGUAAAUUUGUGUUUAAAAGUCGAGUAAAAUAUUGAGAUUUCUACGUUUAAUUCUAUUUUUACUGGAAAAAGUGCAAAACUUAUAUUUUUAUAGUUUAAAUUGAAGAAGGAAGAUCCCCCAGCAAGACAUUAUUUAUAUUGUGCAUUUAUUACACUAUUUUACCUGAAUCUAAUAUUAAUAUGGCUUACAAUCAUAUUCGAGUUUAUGCAAGAAUUAAAAAAGAAAAUCAAAUGGCUCAUUCAUCACGAUACGAAUUAAUAUCAGAUUGUCCAGAUGGUUAUGACUCCUUGCAAACGUAUUACGGCGGUCAAAAUUUCAAACGAAAACGACGCGUUUUUAAGUUUGACAAAGUUUUUGAACCACAUUCUUCCCAAGACGAUAUUUUCAACAUAAUUGCAAAACCUAUUAUACACGAUGUGUUUUCCGGCAUCAACGCAACAAUUUUUGCAUACGGAGCGACUGGAAGCGGAAAAACUUACACAUUAACCGGUUCACAGACAAAAUACGAAGAACGCGGACUUAUUCCUCGAACAAUCGAAUAUUUAUUUCAAUUGGUCACGAAUAAAAUGAGCAAUUACAUGUUCUUCAUAUCAUAUUUGGAGAUUUACAAUGAAAACGCGUAUGAUUUACUCAACCCGAAGCAAAAUAUAACGUGCAUAGAGGAAUUACCACGAGUCAUCGUGCUGGAGGACGCGAAAGGCGAGGCGCACUACAAAAACCUAUGCCUCAAAGAGGUGAACACCGAGAAGGAAGCCAUGCGUUUGCUCUAUACGGGUGACAAU
Molecule: messenger RNA, 958 nt
Organism: Dalotia coriaria
Lineage: Eukaryota; Metazoa; Arthropoda; Insecta; Coleoptera; Staphylinidae
Product: kinesin-like protein KIF6
Exons: 6
Biological process (GO): microtubule-based movement
Cellular component (GO): kinesin complex; microtubule
Molecular function (GO): ATP binding; microtubule motor activity; ATP hydrolysis activity
Source: RefSeq, a predicted model, not a curated record